Periconia digitata is the source of this 669-nucleotide messenger RNA. The record is from the annotation of a GenBank genome assembly. NCBI's taxonomy places the organism in Eukaryota, Fungi, Ascomycota, Dothideomycetes, Pleosporales, Periconiaceae.
AUGGCGACCCCAACAACUCCCCCAAGCGCUCCAGCCGCCGCCUCCUCAAAACCCCUCAUGAAGCUCCCCUCCAACCCCACGCCGCUCUCUGCCCCCCAAGAACAGCAAGUCCGCGAUCUCUACUACGCAAACGUGCGCUCGAAAUGCGCAGACGAAAUAGCAGCAUUCGCAAACUGCGCCACCGGCCGCACCCUCACCCUCGCAUGGGCCUGCCGCGCCGAGAAACUCACCAUGAACAGCUGCAUGCUGCAGUAUCAGGGCCAGGACGAACUCGACCGCGCUCGUGCACAGUGGUUCCAGCUCGCCGGCGAGCGGAGGGAGAAGCGCGAGGAGCAUGCGCGGAAACUCGAGGAGGCCAGGAGGCAGCAUAAAGAGUGGUGGGCGCUGGAUGAGGGGGGAAAGCUGAUGGGGAAGAAAGCUGAGGUUGUUGGGGAGAAACGGUAGACUGCGGUGCUUUGUUUGGGAGGGGAUUUUCUUUUCUUCUCUUCGCAUUGGGCUUUGGCGUUUUUUCGUGGUUAUACUUUUUUUUCAUAUUGGCUGUACGAUUGUAGAGUCGUUGUAUAUUAGAGGAUUGUUGAUGUAUGGGGGGGAUCAAAAGGAGCAAAUCUUCCUUCAAAUGUACGAGUACCAAGUGCGUAUGCCGAAAACUCUCCUUUUCCUUGUACACUG